Molecule: messenger RNA, 693 nt
Organism: Amaranthus tricolor (Joseph's coat)
Lineage: Eukaryota; Viridiplantae; Streptophyta; Magnoliopsida; Caryophyllales; Amaranthaceae
Product: AT-hook motif nuclear-localized protein 29-like
Exons: 1
Coding region: 1-693 (230 amino acids)
Biological process (GO): vegetative to reproductive phase transition of meristem
Cellular component (GO): nucleus
Molecular function (GO): minor groove of adenine-thymine-rich DNA binding; DNA-binding transcription factor activity
Source: RefSeq, a predicted model, not a curated record
AUGUCAGGAUAUGAUCAACCUUGUUAUCCGAAUCCGUAUCUGAAUCCGAAUCCAAAUCCAUCUUCAACACAAACAAGUUCUGGAGGAUUAGCUAUGAGUCGGACUGGAGGACGGCCUGCUGGAUCCAAAAACAAAUCAAAACAACCCAUCGUAGUAACCAGAGACACCCAUAAUGCUCUUAGAUCUCAUAUAUUGGAGGUGUCUUCAGGCUCAGACAUAAUGGAUUCACUGUCCUCUUAUGCCCGCCAGAGGGGAACAGGUCUCAGUGUUAUCAGUGCAAAUGGAAUUGUUAUGGAUGUUGCCUUACGGGAUCCUACUGACACCAGUAGUAUUGUCACGCUGCACGGAAGGUUCGAGACAUUGUCUCUAAUAGGGACAGUACUGCCGCCACCUGCACCUCCUGGGGCUGGUUGGUUAUCAAUAUUUCUGUCAGUAGGACAAGGACAUAUUGUGGGAGGCAGUGUGAUAGGUCCAUUGAUGGCAUCAGGACCAGUAUUGUUAAUGGCAACCUCUUUUUCGACCGCAGUGUUCGAGAGGCUGCCCCUGCCCUUAAAGGAUCCAUCUGAAACUAACGCAGCAACAGCAAGAGAAGGAACUGAUGCUAAUUACCCUUUUGCAGGAGUUGGUGGAACUGAUCAUUAUGGUCUUUUGGGAUGGAGUGAAUCAGCUCGUUGUCCUCCAUUUUUGUUAUGA